Molecule: messenger RNA, 1631 nt
Organism: Micropterus dolomieu (smallmouth bass)
Lineage: Eukaryota; Metazoa; Chordata; Actinopteri; Centrarchiformes; Centrarchidae
Gene: gpn1
Product: GPN-loop GTPase 1
Exons: 13
Coding region: 32-1234 (400 amino acids)
Molecular function (GO): GTPase activity; ATP hydrolysis activity
Source: RefSeq, a predicted model, not a curated record
GCAGCCGGUUCCCAUAACGUCAAACAACAACAUGGCGGAGGCUGCGCAGAGUCCCGGUGCUGAGGAGGUUUUAACGGAGAACCGGGAGAGUUCAGCGGCGGGGAAAGACAGCGGGACACCGGGAGCUGCUGCCCGGGACAAACCCGUGUGUCUGAUCGUGCUGGGGAUGGCGGGGAGCGGGAAAACCACCUUUGUGCAGAGGCUGACGGCUCACCUUCACGCUCUUAAAGCUCCUCCCUAUGUGAUCAACCUGGACCCUGCCGUCCACGAAGUCCCCUUCCCUGCAAACAUCGACAUCAGGGACACGGUGAACUACAAGGAGGUGAUGAAGCAGUACGGCCUCGGGCCAAACGGGGGCAUCGUGACGUCACUCAACCUGUUCGCCACGCGCUUUGAUCAGGUGAUGCAGUUCAUAGAGAAGAAGCAGCAGAAUCACCGGUACGUGCUGAUUGACACGCCGGGUCAGAUUGAAGUCUUCACCUGGUCUGCAUCUGGAACCAUCAUCACAGAGGCUCUGGCGUCAUCCUUCCCGUGUGUUGUGAUCUACGUGAUGGACACGUCCCGCAGCGUCAGCCCCGUCACAUUCAUGUCCAACAUGCUGUACGCCUGCAGUAUUCUCUACAAGACCAGGCUGCCCUUCAUCCUCGUCAUGAACAAGACGGACAUCAUCGACCACAGCUUCGCAGUGGAGUGGAUGCAGGACUUUGAGGUUUUCCAUGAUGCUCUGAACCAGGAAACGUCGUAUGUGAGCAACCUGACGCGCUCCAUGAGCCUGGUGCUGGACGAGUUCUACGUCAACCUGAGGGUGGUGGGCGUGUCUGCAGUGACGGGGAGCGGAUUGGACGAGCUGUUCGUUCAGGUGGAGGAUGCUGCUGAUGAGUAUGACAGGGACUACCGGCCCGAAUAUGAACGACUCCGCAAACAGCUGUCGGAAGCUCAGACCAAGAAGCAGCAGGAGCAGCUGGAGCGCCUCAGGAAGGACAUGGGAGCUGUCGACAUGGCGAGCACGCCUUCUACAGAGGAAGCGAACAUAGCCGGGCCCAGUGAUCUAAUCAUGACACGUGGUAACCCUGACGAGGAAGAGGAGGAGGAGGAGGACAGUGACACGGACGACAUCGACCACGACGCCACGGAGGAGAGCAAGGAGAGUGACGCCUUUGGAAACUUCCUGACAGAGAGGAAGGAAGUGGUUCAGGUCCGAAACAAAAAGUGCGCGAUACCUGAGGGACCCUGACCUCUGACCUCUGCAACCUGACACCAGACUCUGCCAGGAAGUAAAGACGGAGACAGACGGCCGGUGAGGGAAGAGGUUUCCCUCUGCGGGAUGCAGACUAUCGACUGGAACAGAUCCUGUGGACGUGCAGCAGAUUCUUCCAUCGGUGAUGGAUUUGAAAUCUGAAACUCUGAUCAGGUGACCUCUGACCCUGUGACCUCGCACCUUUGGUAAAGCUGAUUGGCUGCUUCUCCGUGUCGCUGCUUCCCUAAAAAAGCAAAAAAGUUAUAUUUUUAUAUCAGAAAAGACUUCUCUGUUCUGUUUGUGUUGUUGUUUCUCAUUACUGUUGACUUCUGCAAAAGUCAAAAAGAUCUGCAAAAUAAAAGUGAGCUUUUAGUUCAAAAGUGGAUUUAACUAA